Molecule: messenger RNA, 1772 nt
Organism: Linum tenue
Lineage: Eukaryota; Viridiplantae; Streptophyta; Magnoliopsida; Malpighiales; Linaceae
Source: the annotation of a GenBank genome assembly
UUUUCGCUGCUGCUCUCUGUUCAAAUAGCUUUUGAUCGAGCUCUGUGAUUCUGUUAAAUCAGUUUCUCAGGCGACGGGAUCCCGAAAUCGGAAACCGUUUGGGGUUUUAUACUUUUGAUUUUUUUUUCCUCUCGAUUUCAUUCGAUUUGGGAACACGAUGGAGCCGGGGCAGGGUACCGUUGUAUUCGGGUCGUGGAUCCGGAGACCGGAGAGCGUGAAUUUGGUCGUUUUGGGGAAGUCGAGAACUAGCGGCGGCCGCCAUUUUUCUUCUUCCUCCCCAUCUUUGCUCGAGAUCUUCUCCUUCGAUCACAACACCGCCUCUAUUUCUUCCUCUCCCUUGGCUACGUACGAGUUGGAAGAAGCAGACGGCGAUUUAGUUUCGAUUGCGGUGCACCCCACAGGAGACGAUUUCGUGUGUUCCACUACCAAUGGUGGCUGCAAAUCAUUUGAGUUGCAUGGCGAAGAAACAAACUUCACGUUACUGGCCAAGGACUUGCCGGCUCUUCAAAGUUUCGGUCCCCAAAAGUGCCUGGCUUUCAGCGUGGAUGGUUCUAAAUUUGCCUCUGGUGGUGUGGUAAGCAAAUUCCAUCGAGUGUUCUUUUUGUGCUCUAUGAUGGUCCUUUUACAAAUGCCAGUAGUAAAAUGCAGUUGUUUGUUCAAUCAACUACAGGAUGGGCAUCUCAGGAUUCUGAAUUGGCCAAGUCUCGGCAGCAUUCUUGAUGAACCAAGAGCUCACAAAUCUUUCCAUGAUAUGGAUUUCAGCCUAGAUUCAGAGUUCUUAGCUUCAACAUCUAUUGAUGGUUCUGGGAGAAUAUGGAAGACAGAGGAUGGUUCGCCUGUGGCUUCUUUGGCUCGAAGUGCUGAUGAAAAGAUCGAAUUAUGCCGAUUCUCCAAGGAUGGGACAAAACCCUUUCUGUUUUGUGCUGUUCAGAAAGGUGAUAAGGCUGUCACUUCAGUUUAUGAUAUAAGCUCGUGGAAGAAAAUUGGCUUCAAGAGACUUCUUAAAAAGCCUGCUUCUAUUAUGUCUGUGAGCCUGGAUGGGAAAUAUCUUGCCCUGGGAAGUAAGGACGGCGACAUAUGUGUAGCUGAAGUGAAGAAGAUGGAAGUCAGCCACUGGAGCAGGAGGCUGCACCUUGGUACAAACAUCACAUCUCUGGAGUUCUGUCCCAGCCAGAGGGUUGUGCUUACCACCUCGAAUCAGUGGGGUGCCGUUGUAACAAAGCUAACUGUUCCAGCAGAUUGGAAAGAGUGGCAGAUCUAUGUGCUGCUACUGGGACUGUUCUUAGCAUCCGCCAUUGCGUUCUACGUUUUCUUCGAGAACUCGGAUUCGUUUUGGAACUUCCCUCUUGGGCGCGAUCAACCGGGCAGAUCGAGGAUUCAACCCAUCUUCGGGGACACGCAGUCCUCCCCUGAAGACCCAUUCGGGCCUGUAGAUUUGUGACCCUGCAGAGUGCUGUUUUUAGCCUGUAGAAAACCCAGCUGCAGCUAAAUGGUGGAAAUAAAUAAGGGGCUUUUGUGGUAGUUUUUGUUAACACGUUUUGAGAUUUCCUCAUGAGUAGUCGAAGGAUUCUAACACAGCGGCUGGUAGCUUUAGCUGCAUCUGGUGUUUCGUUUGUCAUUAAUCCUUGACAGGGAAAAAUUUCAGGAAAAUCCAGGAAUCAUUUCGAAGCUGUAAUUAGUAUAAGAAUGUGUGUUAUAUUCAUGGAGUUCAAAGAACUUGUUUAUAUUGAUUGAAGCUCACAAUGAACUUAUCAGGCGCUUAUAUGUAACUC